AGUCCGGCCGCGGCGGCACCGGCGGCUGAGAAGGCGGCGGCUGAAGAGAAGGCGGCUGCGGCGGCUGUGGAGGAAGCGACCGUGGGCACGGAAGCCGGGUGGGGGGGAGGGGGGGAGACGGAGCAGCCUUGAGCCCUGCAGGGGCCGUCGCGCGGGGGACCCACCCGCUCUCCCCCCCCAGCCCUCCCCAGCCCCGGCAGCCGGCGGCGGCGGGGGCAGGAGCCAGCCUGCUGCCGACCGUCCCCCGCCCGCUCCCCGGGGCUCCCAUUCUUCGGCCCCGGGACCCUAACCUCCUCCCGGGGCGGUUCCCUGUGUCUGGGCGUCCGAGCGCUGCCCACCGCUCUUUCAUUCCCUCCCCGCACCUUCUUCCCUACACUUUUGCCGGGUUCUCUCUCUCCUCUCCUGUCCUGCCUGUCGCCUCCUCCUCACUCUCUUCCUGCAGCCUGCUUCCCUGGCUCAUCCUGCCCAGGAAAGUUUGGUACACCCCCCCACCCCUCACCCCAGUCAGGUCAACCAGGCUAGGAGUAGGGGAGAUGUAGGAGACCCGAGAGUUCGAGGUGGGGGGGAAGCAGGAACCUGGUUUCCCUGACAGUCUCCCCGCAGCCCUCUUGACUUAGAGUGGUUGGGAUUUUUUUUUUUUUUUAAAUUGUGUUUUUGAGGAGGUGGGAGGUGUUUAGAAAAGGAUGUGGGAAUGGAAGGGGUAGAUGAGUCAACCCUCUUAGGAGAUUACAAGGGUGGUGUGUUACCGGAUCCUUUUCGUGUGUGGAGUUCAGGGGGUCGGGAGGUUUGGCCUUUAUUCCCACAUUCAAAGUUGGAACCUCCCCCCCAUUAAGAAUGGAGUUUUAGUACCCACUUGUGGCAGGAAUCCUGGGGGGAAGGGGCCCUUUUUCCUUUUUUCCUUUUUUUCCUCCCUUCUUAUUUUAUGUUCUUAACUUUUAUUUCGGCAACCCACACCCUUCUUCCGCACACUCUCACCUAAAAAUCAAACACCCAACAUCCUCCAACUUUGUCUGGAUUGACUGAUGAAGACAUAAAGCCAAUUACGCUCUAUGUUUUUUUUUUUUGAGGUGGAGUGAGUGGUUUCUCUUCAUUUUUUUUUUUUAAAUGGCCAAAUGACAGCUUGACCCAGUUUGCUUUCCAAUCAAAGGGCAUUUUUUUUUUUUUUAAUGUCUCUUUGUGGCACAAGAGCCAACGCAAAAAUGAUGGCGGCUUACAAUGGCGGUACAUCUGCAGCAGCAGCAGGUCACCACCAUCACCACCACCACCACCUUCCACACCUUCCUCCUCCUCACCUUCACCACCACCACCACCCUCAACACCACCUUCAUCCGGGGUCGGCUGCUGCCGUACACCCAGUCCAACAGCACACGUCUUCGGCAGCUGCGGCCGCCGCCGCAGCCGCCGCAGCCGCAGCCAUGUUAAACCCUGGGCAACAACAGCCAUACUUCCCAUCGCCGGCGCCGGGUCAGGCUCCUGGACCAGCUGCGGCAGCCCCAGCUCAGGUACAGGCCGCCGCCGCCGCCACAGUCAAGGUGCACCAUCAUCAGCACUCGCAUCACCCGCAACAGCAGCUGGACAUUGAACCGGAUAGACCUAUUGGAUACGGAGCCUUUGGUGUUGUCUGGUCAGUAACAGACCCAAGAGAUGGAAAGAGAGUAGCACUCAAAAAGAUGCCCAACGUCUUCCAGAAUCUGGUCUCUUGCAAAAGAGUCUUCCGGGAAUUGAAGAUGUUGUGUUUUUUUAAACAUGAUAAUGUACUCUCUGCCCUUGACAUACUCCAACCUCCACACAUUGACUAUUUUGAAGAAAUAUAUGUUGUCACAGAAUUGAUGCAGAGUGACCUACAUAAAAUUAUCGUCUCUCCUCAGCCACUCAGCUCAGACCAUGUCAAAGUUUUUCUUUAUCAGAUUUUGCGAGGUUUGAAAUAUCUCCAUUCAGCUGGCAUUUUACAUCGAGACAUUAAGCCAGGGAAUCUACUUGUGAACAGCAACUGUGUUCUGAAGAUUUGUGAUUUUGGAUUGGCCAGAGUGGAAGAAUUAGAUGAAUCCCGUCAUAUGACUCAGGAAGUCGUUACUCAGUAUUACCGGGCUCCAGAGAUCCUGAUGGGCAGCCGUCAUUAUAGCAACGCUAUUGACAUCUGGUCUGUCGGGUGCAUCUUUGCAGAGCUACUGGGCCGGAGAAUAUUGUUUCAGGCACAGAGUCCCAUUCAGCAGUUGGAUCUGAUCACAGAUCUGCUGGGCACGCCAUCGCUGGAAGCAAUGAGGACGGCUUGUGAAGGUGCUAAGGCACACAUACUCAGGGGUCCUCAUAAACAGCCAUCUCUUCCCGUACUCUACACCCUGUCCAGUCAGGCCACACAUGAAGCUGUUCACCUACUUUGCAGGAUGUUGGUCUUUGAUCCAUCAAAAAGAAUAUCCGCUAAGGAUGCCUUAGCCCACCCCUACCUGGAUGAGGGGCGGCUGCGGUACCACACGUGUAUGUGUAAGUGCUGCUUCUCCACCUCCACGGGGAGAGUCUACACCAGUGACUUCGAGCCCGUCACCAACCCCAAAUUUGAUGACACCUUUGAGAAGAACCUCAGCUCUGUCCGACAAGUUAAAGAGAUUAUCCACCAGUUCAUCUUGGAACAGCAGAAGGGAAACCGAGUGCCUCUCUGCAUCAACCCGCAGUCUGCGGCCUUCAAGAGCUUUAUUAGCUCCACCGUCGCUCAGCCGUCUGAGAUGCCGCCGUCUCCUCUGGUGUGGGAGUGACAGUGGAAGACUGUACUACUGAAGAUGUAAUGUAGCUUUCACUGGAGUCUGGGAUUUGCAAUUCUGGAGGGUUAAUCAUGCCUGUACUGUAAUUUUACUAAUGAAGUUUUAAAUUAACAACCACUACUUGUAUGAUAUGAAUAAUAUUUAGAAAUGUUACUAGACUUUUAAUCUUGUAAAGUGGUUGUGCUUUUAGAAGAAAAAAAAAAUAUUUUACCCAGAGUUGCACAUGGUUAAAGAAUUCAGUGCAGCUGUCAUGGCUCACCUCAGAAGAAACGAGAAUUGAACCAAAUUUGGGCGUUUGGGGUUUAUGUUUUGGGUUGUUUUUUUUUUUCUUUUUUUUUCUUUUUUUUUUUUUCUUUUUAAUGAAGUGAGAUUGUUCACAUGUGCACAUAUGCACACAGAGGACAGUCAUACAUUUUGAUAUUUGAGCCAUUCCUAAAGAUUGGGGUUUUCUAAGCCUAAAGAAUCUAGAAAGCUUGCCUGCGACCAAUCAUGGAGCCACUGAUCCAGAGCUGAUGGUGAGCUGAUGGUGGCUGCGCCUGGGGGAGGGGCGGGAGGCACGCCACCUAAUGUCCAAGCCCUGUCGCUGGCUCCUCACUGGAGCUGUGAUGGCGGUGUGUGCUGUCUGAACUCCAAUGCUGUGCUUAGAGAGAAUGAGUUUGUGACUAGGAGAGACUAACCUUCUGUUUUUCCCUACCCAGUAUAAAUAUAUAUAUAUAUAUAUUUAUCUAUUUUUAUUAGAAGUUUUUCUGCUCUUUCUUACAUAAAGAAAAAAAAAAGACCCAAGCAUGCAUCUUUCAUGUGUGUAAAUAAUUUCAUUUCUGGGCUAAUUUCAAAAGAAUCCCAACACUGCUGUAUAGAGAGAACUAGCUUGCACAUUUUAGGUCUGUGAAAUUCUGUGAGACUUUUCCUGCACUGGACAGUGAAAAAUAAUAAAAGACAAAAAGAAAUUAAAAAAAAAAAAAACUAAAGCCACAAAGGCACAUAGGGAAUCAUGUCAAAUGUGUUUGUGUCCUUAGGCAAAGCUGUGGGAGUCUUGAAAUGUCACAGUAGUAAAUAACUUAUUACUUUUUGACAAAUUCUUUUUCCUGCUGGAACACUGACUUCUGUGCAUAUGUAAAUACGAAUACCAAUCGAAGGCCUCUACCUCCUGGAGUUACACAACUUGGCUUGUUUACCUCCACACGCUGAUGAUGACUUAUUUUUUUUUUUUUAAGUUCAAUGUGGAGACUUGAAACUUGAAUGUCCCUUCCAACUUUUAUAUUAAAAAUAAAAAGACAAGAAAAUCGAAGAGCGUUUUUCACCUGUACGAGGAGUACUAAUGGAUCGUCUUAAAACUGGUCUAGGAAAAAGCUUGGUGUGUGUUAUGGACAAUUAACUGUUAAAGUUAUUGUAAGUUAUCUGUAUUUAGCAGAGUAUUUUCAUCUUGAGUGAUCUGAGCUGAAUUUGAAGACUAUUAAGUUAUGUUUGGAAGUUUUAACUUCAAUGAAGUAAUUAUUUGCUGUGAAAGAAACACACAUUGAAUUACUAAACAAAGAUGGUGCAAUGUCUUUGUGUUUUUUUUAUGAGGCUCCUGAGAACCUACCCAACUGAAGCAUUUCAAUUCACUUGAAUGAGAAACGUGUUUAGUAUCAAAAGAGCCCAAGAAGACACUGGUAUGAAAGGUACAAUCUCAGAGGUUGGUCAAUUACCGUGGCACACUUUCUGGUCACUUUGUACAAUGUAGAUUUGAAGUACAGUGGUGAAAACAUUAAAUGUGACAUUUGAAAAUGA
Meriones unguiculatus (Mongolian gerbil) is the source of this 4526-nucleotide messenger RNA. It is a transcript of the gene Nlk, whose product is annotated as nemo like kinase. Gene Ontology annotation, cellular component: cytoplasm; nucleus. The coding region runs from base 1167 to 2750 and encodes 527 amino acids. Gene Ontology annotation, molecular function: MAP kinase activity; ATP binding. Gene Ontology annotation, biological process: intracellular signal transduction; protein phosphorylation. The transcript has 11 exons. NCBI's taxonomy places the organism in Eukaryota, Metazoa, Chordata, Mammalia, Rodentia, Muridae. The record is from RefSeq and is a predicted model, not a curated record.